GCUCCCGCCCCGACAAGUUUCCCCCCUUUGCCUUUAUUUUCGCAGGAGUUGAGUUUUCCUUAACCUUUGUUUGAAGAAAAAAUGGUGGUGUGCUUCCUUCAUCUGGAAGGAUGAGAGGCAGAUGGGGACGGCAGGGGGAUUGCCCUGUUCCCGUGCGUGCAAACAUAACGGCUGCUACACAAAUCGCCCGUCGGAUACCUAUCAGCUCAGUAGGGAGGUAGACUUUGAAACAGAAGUACUGCAGACAGCUUGGGUGCGUGGGCACAAUAUACAGCUAUGAUAGCAACUGGAGGAGUCAUAACAGGACUGGCUGCCUUAAAAAGGCAAGACUCUGCCAGAUCUCAGCAACAUGUAAAUCUUGCCACAGCACCACCUACUGAGGAGAAGAAGCCAGUUAGACGCCGGCCCAGGACAGAUGUAGUGAUUGUCAGGGGCAAAAUCCGGCUCUAUUCUCCAUCGGGAUUCUUCCUUGUUUUGGGAGUGCUUAUCGCAUUCUUGGGCAUUGCAAUGGCCAUCCUUGGAUACUGGCCCCAAAAGGAACAACUUUUAGGAUCUGAAAGUAAUCUACCUGUAAAUGAAACCCAGGUCCUGAGAAGCCAAGGAAGCAUUUUACUUCGUUUCUUUGAACAGCAUAUGCACUCAGAUAAGAUGAAGAUGCUAGGGCCCUUCACUAUGGGCAUCGGGAUCUUCAUUUUUAUUUGUGCAAAUGCCAUUCUGCAUGAAAACCGUGACAAGGAGACAAAAAUCAUACACAUGAGAGACAUAUACUCCACUGUAAUAGACAUCCACACCCUGAGGAUCAGGGAACAAAAGCAGCUGAGCAGUGCCUUCACGGGCUUGUUGGGGGAAGGAGAACUUGGGCACAGCGGGAGUUCCUGUGCAUCCCGGCUGGCUGCAAACACGGUUGCACCUUUCUCUGGCUUCAAGAGUCAUUUUAGGAUGGAUAGUUCUGCUGAAGAGGAUGAGAUUAUCGUAAAUGAAGACAGGACCUCUGGUAGCCUCCUGCCACCUUUGCUGACUGAGCAAACUGAUUCAGUCUUUGGACUUUACCCUCACUCCAGCAAGGCAUCAGAUGACAAAAACACUAGCUCUAUGAAGUGUGAAACAAAAUCCAUUGUAUCAUCUUCCAUUAGUGCUUUCACACUUCCAGUAAUUAAACUGAAUAACUGUGUUAUUGAUGAGCCCAGUAUAGACAACAUAACUGAGGACUCGGAGAUCAGCAGGAGUCGGUCUAGAAAUCUGUCAAUGGAUUCUCUGGCCGUUCCUCUAACUGAUACCAAUGAUUCCUACAGACCAGCUGCUGUCAUGCUGCCACGACACAAUUCAUUUAUGGACACUCCAUCAGAUCAGUUCAAAUCUUCUAUGACUCUUGGGCCAAGCACAGGAAAGCUUUUAUCUCCUGGGGCUGCCAGGAAACAGUUUGGGUCCAAUACAUCUUUGCAUCUUCUGUCUUCACAUUCAAAGUCCCUGGACCUGGACAGAGGUCCAUCUACACUCACUGUACAGGCUGAACAAAGGAAACACCCCAGCUGGCCCAGAUUGGAUCGGAGCAACAGUAAAGGUUACAUGAAACUAGAAAACAAAGAGGACCCAAUGGAUAGGUUACUUGUGCCACAGGCAGUGGUCAAGAAAGACUUUACUAAUAAGGAAAAGCUUCUUAUGAUAUCAAGAUCUCAUAAUAAUUUGAGUUUUGAACAUGAUGAGUUUUUGAGUAACAACCUGAAGCGAGGAACUUCUGAAACAAGAUUUUAAUAUUUAAAUUGCAAUUUAGAUUAUGUCAUACAGUAUUUUUUUAAAAAAUAAAAGAUUUUGGCAAGUGUUUCCUUUUCAGUGAGACUAGUACAAGCCUGUUUUUAACCAAAUGCUUAAUAGCCCGUUAUAAUUGGCUUGUGUGAGCAGAGAUCUUCAUCUUUGUAAUGCCAAGAGAUUUUUGUCUUAGUAACAUACAGCUGCAAUACUGUACAUUAUAAUUGUUGAGAGAGUUUGGGUACAAGUGAUUCCUGUUUUUCCCGAGUCAUUGUUUCUUUUCUUCUAUAUAAGCAUGUUACUUUUUAUUAAUUUGACUCCAGAACCCUGCAUUAGAAAAAGAAAGUUCCAUUUACUGGUGAGUUCAGUUUACUUCAUGACCGCAAGAGCCUAAAACUGGUGCUUGCAGCCUAGAAGGGGAGGUGAGCAGGAGCACAUCCUGGAAUUGUCAAAUCCAAGCCUUUCUCCUAGGUGUAGUCUUUUACACAUGGUACAUCUUGGUAACUGAAGUCUUGCCUUCAUCAGUGUGAGAAACUUGUUUACAUAUUGGGGUGGGUGGAUAGAAAAGAGUGGGUAUAAUUAAAACAAUUUUUGCGAAUUCUUUGUAAUUGGUCGAGUUGAAUACCAGUGUUGUGAAUUAUUGACUAUGCUUUGUACAAUAAUCUUUCUUCAUCCGUUAUAAUUUAAUCUUGUAAUUCCAAGAAAAAAGUAUGUGAAGUAAGAAAUCUGAAAAUUCUUCUGGGAUUAGUUCCCUAAACCACUUUGAUUGGCAGCAGUUUUAAAAUCAAAGCACAGAGAAACAGUUAAAAUCAUAGGAACAUGAUGAAUGCCAACAGGAUUUUAGAAACAUAGUGUAUAAUAAGAUGAUAUUAUGACAUGAAUUUGAAAAGAAUAAUUGAAAAUGAAUGUAUUGCCUCUCAUUACAAUAGCAAGAAGCUAAAUAAAUAGAUCUCUUAUGUUCAAAAUUCUGAUACAAAGCAUACAAUUCAAUAUGUAUACUAACAUAGUCUGAAAACCCCUUGCAAAUUUUGAUUUAUAUAUUUCAUAUAAUUAUUGCUAUGAUGGUUCACUGGAGGCUUAGCUGUGUUAAUUUGCAUUACAAGAUUGUGCAAAAGGAAGUGACAUUUAAAACAAUGUUUUUCUCAGCAAAGCAAGCUUCACAGUUGACAGCUGUAGGCUUUUGCUAAAGAAAAUGGAAAUUUAAAUGUGCGUACCAGAAAGUGUUCAUGUAUUUCAUUAGGGUAUUUAGGCUGUGAUCCUGCCAUGACAGCCAUGCUAGAGAAUGUCACUUCAAGCUGCAAAGUUCACAUAACAAGAUGUUGGUCUUAAUUGGUCUUUUUUGAUAUAUUCACUUAAACUCAAUACUCAGGAAUUAUUUGUAGUGGCUUUUCCCAAAAAGAGUCAAACCUGUUGAAAUGUUGUUCUUCAGUUACUCUGAUUAUGAAAGAUGAGAGGUGAAAAUACCCUCUUUGGUUUGUUACUUUUUAGCAUUCAGCUCCAUAUUCCAACUGUGUGAUGUUCAUGUAUCAGGAUCAUUACUUGCUCGGUGAAUUGAGGCGUAGUGUUAAAACUCUUAGAGCCUCAAGCCUAUAUAUUGUAACAGAGUUGGCUAAAUAUUUUGCUAUGAAGCUUUUAAUAACUUCCUGGUUUGUGUUCUUAAGAUAUUUGCUAUUUUUUGAAAUAAA
Apus apus (common swift) is the source of this 3431-nucleotide messenger RNA. It is a transcript of the gene TMEM200A, whose product is annotated as transmembrane protein 200A. The transcript has 2 exons. The record is from RefSeq and is a predicted model, not a curated record. Lineage: Eukaryota; Metazoa; Chordata; Aves; Apodiformes; Apodidae. Bases 277 to 1752 code for a protein of 491 amino acids.